AUGGCUGGCUCUGGAGAUAACGGGGCACUUUUUCCAAUCUUCAUUCUGUCCACAAUUGCCAUACCUUUAGUACCUUAUACAAUACUGAAGUUAUUUCGUGGUUCCUCUAAGACGACAUCACAUAACCAUUGUGAGUGUUCACUUUGUUCUCAAUCUGGAAAGUACAGCAAAACAAUUUCUAGCAAGAAAUCCAGCUUUUUUACAUGCCAUAAUUUGAUGCUAAUACUUCUCUGGAUCUUUGUUGGGUUCCUUGUCUACUAUGUUAAGAAUUUGAGUCGCGAGAUUCAAGUUUUUGAACCAUUCUCUAUUCUUGGAUUGGAGCCUGGAGCUUCUGAGUCAGCAAUCAAGAAGGCAUAUCGUAGACUCUCAAUUCAAUACCACCCAGAUAAAAAUCCUGAUCCAGCUGCUAACAAGUAUUUUGUGGAGUAUAUAUCCAAGGCCUACCAAGCUCUGACUGAUCCCAUUUCUCGUGAGAAUUUUGAAAAAUAUGGGCAUCCAGAUGGAAGACAGGGAUUUGAAAUUGGCAUAGCUCUUCCUCAAUUUCUGCUAAAUAUGAAUGGGGAAUCAGGUGGAAUACUGUUGCUCUCAAUUGUUGGCCUUGUAAUAUUGUUGCCACUGGUGAUGGGUGUUAUAUAUCUAUCAAAAUCUUCAAAAUAUGCUGGCAAUAUCAAGCGUGAAACACUUGCUAGCUACUUUCAGUUGAUGAAGCCAAUGUUGGCCCUAAGAAAAGUUUUGGAAGUCUUUGUUGAGGCCGAUGAAUUAAAGAGUAUACCGAUCCGAAGGACUGAUGAAGAACCCAUUCAGAAUCUCUUCAAGAUUGUAAGAAAUGAAUUGAUCCUGGAAAAUAAGAACACGAAACAGGAAGAGGCGAAAUUUUGGAAGCAGCACCCAGCAAUAGUUAAGACUCAAUUGUUAUUGCAAGCGCACCUGAAUAGGGAGACAGCAACUUUGACUUCAGAUUUGCUUAGUGACUUCAAUUAUGUGCUGCAACUGGCACCUCGGCUACUCGAUGAACUAAUGAAGAUGGCGAUCAUACCUCGCAAUAACAAGGGGCAUGGCUGGCUUCGGCCUGCGAUUGGGGUUGUUGAGCUAUCACAGUGCAUUACUCAGGCUGUUCGACUUAGUGCAAGAAAGGCAUCUGGAGGGUCCACUGAGGGCAUUGCUCCUUUUCUGCAACUUCCACACUUCAAAGAGGCUGUUGCUGAGAAGCUUGCAAGCAAGAAAAUAUCAUUCCGGGAGCUUCAGGAUAUGACUGUUCAAGAACGUGACAAAUUGCUUACAGAGACGGCUGGUUUAUCAGAUACACAAGUACAAGAUGUGGAGAAGGUUCUGGGAUUUAUCCCCUGUACCACUUUGGAAGUUACUUGUGAGACUGAGGGGGAGGAGGGAAUACAAGAUGGUGACAUAGUCACUUUGCAAUCGUGGGUACAAUUUAAGCGCGGUAAUGGCUUGAUUAAGGCGUUCCCACAUGCGCCUUAUUAUCCGUUCCCCAAAGAAGAAAACUUUUGGUUUUUGCUAGCUGACUCGAAUUCAAAUAGUGUGUGGUUUUCACAAAAGGUCAAUAUUAUGGAUGAAGCUGCAGCUGUAAGUGCUGCUUCGCAAGCAAUAGAGGAGAAAAUGGAAGUCCUUGGAGCAACAGGUGAAGAAACUCGUGCCCGUGUAAAAGAAGCAGUUGAUAGAGUUAAGAGCGGUUCCCUCCUUGUCACGGGCAAAUUCUUGGCCCCAACUGAAGGAACAUACAACUUGACAUGUUAUUUGCUCAGUGACUCCUGGCUAGGCUGUGACAGGACGAUGAGCUUAAAAGUAAAAGUCCUGAGACGCAGCAGAACUGCAUCUGGAACUCGAAGAGGUCAUGCUAUGGAGGAAGAAACUGUUAUGGAAGAUGAGAGUGAAGAGGAAGAAGAUGAGAUUGAAGAAGAAAAUGGUGAAUAUGAGAGCGAAUACAGUGAAGACGAAGAAGAUGAACCGGAGGCGAGUAAAAAGAACGUGGAGGUUAGUAAAAAGAACGCCACAAAGGGGUCUUCAGGCGGGAAGGCAAAGCAGGAGAAGAAGGGAUCUAACCAAGGACCUGGUCGUAAGAAGGGCCGGUAG
This is a messenger RNA of Oldenlandia corymbosa var. corymbosa, 2091 nucleotides long. The record is from the annotation of a GenBank genome assembly. Lineage: Eukaryota; Viridiplantae; Streptophyta; Magnoliopsida; Gentianales; Rubiaceae.